Messenger RNA from Mesorhabditis spiculigera, 284 nucleotides. The record is from the annotation of a GenBank genome assembly. Lineage: Eukaryota; Metazoa; Nematoda; Chromadorea; Rhabditida; Rhabditidae.
AUCGCGCAUCUACCCACAUUCUCGGCGUGUUCGAGGGAUACGACAAGAAUUUCCAGCAUCUACACGCCUCGAUUCGCGACGGAAUGGCGGCGAUGACCAAGGCGGGGGCCGACAAAUUGAAGCAGAUCAACGACAAGGGCCACUACGACGAGGGCAAAGCGGUGGCGGAUGAGAUGACGGCACUCUCCGCCGAUUUCGAGAAGCCAUGCGAGGAGUACAUGCCCGUCGCCCGCAAGUUCAACGACCACCUCAUCAGCUACAAGGAGCGCAUCGAGAAGAAGGAA